Motacilla alba alba is the source of this 12935-nucleotide messenger RNA. It is a transcript of the gene SLC45A4, whose product is annotated as solute carrier family 45 member 4. Bases 4838 to 7201 code for a protein of 787 amino acids. Gene Ontology annotation, cellular component: membrane. Gene Ontology annotation, biological process: transmembrane transport. Lineage: Eukaryota; Metazoa; Chordata; Aves; Passeriformes; Motacillidae. The record is from RefSeq and is a predicted model, not a curated record. The transcript is spliced from 8 exons. Gene Ontology annotation, molecular function: sucrose:proton symporter activity.
AGGUUCUGGGGAGGAAUGAAAAUCCUCUCCUAUUAGACUGGCAGCUUCUGCAGUCUUACACUUUUUUCCAAGUAAAUAUUUGAAAAUUUCAUUGAGAAGUACACCUGCUUGGGUUUUUUGUUGUUUGGGGCUUUUUGACGUGUUGAGCAGAAUGGAUCACUGACAGGUCCCAAUGUGACAACUGUGACUAGGAUUAUUAAAACCUAUUUAAAUUCUGUAAUAACUGAUUAAUUGAUUCUUAGCUAUUUUCCCUUGUGAAAGUAGUGAUAAACGAUGAAAAGUCAUUGUAUGCAAUGAUGGCUCAAGGUGUCUCUUCAUCCUUCCUCUCCUCAUCAAGAAGGUAAAAUUCAUUUAAAUUGUAGAAUCUUCGAGUUAGAGUAUUUCCAACAUCAUUAGAAAAUAAUUCCUGUGAGUAAAACUGAAUGCAGCUCUUUAUGAUUUGAGACAGCUUUGGUAGUCUGUAUCCUUGCAUGUAAGAGAGCCAUGAUAAUGGAAGAGGCAGAUCUUGAAGACAGGAGAUAACUACAUGAAUGACUGGAAGUGAAUGCAAUAAACUUUAAAGAAGAGGAUGAGAUAAGGGGUAGUUUAUCUCAGUUCAAUCAUCUCCUUUUUUUCCUUAUAUAUUCAGUAGUGCUUGGACAGAAGUGUUUGCAUCGUUUUCAGUUUGCUCGUUCCGGUUUUUCAUAGGCUGUGCUUAUUUUUGUCAUUGUCUUGGGUUCUUAUAAUUAGUGCAUACCAUCUCUUCUGAGAUUUUCUUACACCAGUAAAUGCCUGAGGAAAUGCCCAAUGGCUUUAUAGGAAGAAAACCAUGCAAAAGACUUGAAAUCUUCUCAUGGGAUGCAGUUGGGCCCAUUUAACUGUUUUCUAUUUGCCAGCUUUAUUACAGCUCAGAAAAAUAUGUUUGUGAUUACCUGAAACGUGCUGUGUACUCCACAGCUUACAGUCAUAUGCUUUGGCACUGGUUCAGAAAUUCUAGUUACUUGUCAAACAGUGCAUUCCAAUUCCUUGUUAGCAAGAGAGAUCUGGAAACAUGCAUCAAAAAUAGUUCAGUCUUAAACAAUUUGUGCAGGAUCACUGUUAACCUCAUUUUAUUUUGGUAUUGAUGAGUGUGCUACCAGUCUGCUGACCUCCAGAUGGUGGCAUCAGAAAUGCAGGAACACUGUUUGUCAAACCCCCAAGUCCUGAACUUAAAAACACACUGAAAUGUGUGAGAGAAGUUAUUUGCCUGAGGCAUCAUGUUGGAUAAUUAUGUAGCAUGAGCUCUUUGUGCAUCCUAAGCAUCAUAGUGCUCCCUAGGGAAAAGAAAACCAUGGAAUUUUGUGGGCUGCAGAUAUGACCUAUAUAACACUUCCUCUUCUUUGGCAAGCCCUGAGGAAAGGCAGUGAUUUUCCUUUGGUUCUUUGAUGGUUCACAGGCUCUGUCUGUGAAGAAUACCUAUUUGAGGAUUACUGAUUUGUCAAGCCUGUAAUAUGUUUUGUGUUUGACACAGUCAUAUUAUGCCUCAGUGCAAGGUAGGUAGUAAAAGUAUAACAAAGAUAAGACUGCAAGCAAUUUGAGAAGCUUUAUAAAAUUUUGCUUACCCAUUAGGUUUCGGACUAUAUUACUCACUGUUUUGUUGGAAUAUUAACUAUUGCUUUAUAUGUUUUUUUAUAUGUUUUAUAUGUCAUUGCUAAAAUAUGGCCAAAGGUCAGAGUAAAAUAUGUGCAAUUAAGCUGACAAAGAGCCAGUGUCAUCAGUCCCCUCCUCCCAUAAAUACUUGGUAAGAUCAGAAAUAUUUCUGUAUCUAAAGUUCUCCUCACAUCCAACCUGUGUACAAUGCCCAACAGGAAUCUCUUCCCAUGGUGAAAUUCUUCAUUCUGCUGCUUUAUUUGUUGUUAUGAAAAUACCCUUGAAAGCCAGCCAUGAAAAACAAUUAGUGCUGGAUGCAGACAUCAGAGAAUUCUGCAUUGGUAUUUUAAUCCGGCUUCUCUUCAGGUGCCCUUUACUUUGGAGUUCUUUGCUGCAUAAAAGCCUCUGUUACAUUUACUUCCAUCAGGUAAAUGAAUUUCUCUCCCUCUUUGAGAAGAAAGAAUGCCAGUAUUCGAUCUUGCCAAAUUCAAAAUGAACUUGGAAAAAAAAAGAAGCAGCAUAUAUAUCAGUCUAAAAUGAACAUGAACACAACUGAGCCGGGCUUAGGACAGAACUGAAGACCUUUCUGAGAGGCUCUUCUUGUUCUCUGGCUCUUGUAUUAGACGUGUACUUGGAGUCAGAUGAAAGUGCUGCAGGAAGUCUGGCAUUAUGCUUACCACAAAAUUGACAUAAUGGAACAGUAAUUCUCUGUUCUUUUAGAUAAAACCUGUCCAUUGUGCCUCCUUCUAUUGCACUUGAACACUGUAACUGCUUUUUCUGGCAUGUUUAAAAUGUGCUGUUCUUAUCUGUGUCAAUUACAGCUUCAAAGUCUACCUCCAUCUACCACCCAUUAUUCCUGGCUCUUAAAUUAUCUGAUCACUCCCCAUCAUCUUCCACUUCAGAAAUAACUUUUUCAGUCAUCCCUUAAGAGCCUGGCUCAAAUGGGCUAAAUCUCAGAUAUCUGCUUUUUUCCUGCCUCUUUAUCCUUUCCCAGAACAAAUGCUCCUGGCUUGGUGUCAUCCUCCUUGCCAUGUGCAGGCUGUCCCAGUUCAUCACAGAAUAUUCUGGAGUGAUGAACUGUCUUCCUCAGUGCCUCACCCUGAAACUGCAUAUGGAAGUAGUUGAUUAGGGAAAGGGAAUUAAAUCCUUCCCAGGAGGGGAAAUGAGGCAUGAGAAAACAGUAGAGAAUUUAAACCAGGUUGUGCAGGAGAGUAAUCCAUGACCCUUAGUCUGUAAUGCAGCAUAGAUGUUCUGCUGAGGUUUGGAUAUUAAGGGCUAACGUGUAUUCUUUCAAAUUCUACUGAAUGUCGUGAUGCCUGAGUCUGCCAGCAGUUAAACAUUUUAUGACUAGUCUGUAAUUAAAAUAAUUGCUCCUACUCCAGAACAUGUAUUUUGGAGGCUUUACUCUCUCAGAACUCGUGUUAUGCAAAGUGGAUGUGUUUUUUUAAUACACAGAGUACUUCACCUUUAUCAUAAACUACUUACAUCUUAAUUUCUGUUAAUUCUGAGUGGGUAGAGAAAUGCUUUCCAAGUCCUUUUUGUUCUGAGCUAUUUAAUGCUUAUAGAUUAAACCUUGAACUUAACUUACUGAACUAGAGUAUAAACCAAGUUUUAUUUUAACUUUCUCUUGUCAUUUAAAGGUUUGUGCAGCUCAAAAUAAAAUGUUAGGGUUAGUUUGUGGUUGAGGUGAUCAAAUGUGAGAAUUCCAGUAAUCUUCGGGAGUCUAGAAGAAGAAAAGACAUGUACCAAAAAGAUGCUUUUGAAUAGAAGAAUAAAAUAUGUGCAAUAAACAACUCUCAGGAGGCUGUCAGCAGAAAGGAGUGCUCAAGAUGGUGUUCUCAUGAUGCACUUUUAGUAGAACAGUGUCUCAGGUCCUACUGAAACAGAGCUGCUCUUGUGAUGUGCUUUAAACACCAACCAUGGCAUCUGUUCCCUAAGGCUCAGUUUUAGACUCACCACUUAAUGAUUUGGUGUGUGCUCAGGCCCACGAAGAGUUUUUGUUGCCACAACUGAAGAGACAGGGAAUUGCAGCAUGGGGACUUCUACUGAGGCCAGCUUUGCCGCCAUAGCCAGCAUUUCAUGGAACCAUAUCCCUGAGGGGUUUUGUCCAGGGGUCACAGCUCAGUCACCCUGUAUGCAGAGAUGUAAAAAUGCAUCCAUCUAAUACGAACUUUGUGAUCUGACUUUCUCAUAAGAAGCUUUGUUUUCUUCUCCUAAGUGCUUAAACACAUUUUGAUUGACAUGGUGCAGUAUUUGUACAUUUGCUUAGAUUUUGUCUGGCACAAAGAGGGGAAGGUACAGAAGAAGUUUGUCCUACCUGCUUAGAAUAUAUUAUAAUAAUUUUAAUGUGGAAGAUAGUUGUACCAUUCUGCUUUCACAAAUUUCAGCAGCCUCACAGGAUGUGGGAGUAAGAUGGUCUGGUCUUGUGUGCAGAAAGAAGAUGAAUUCAUAUGCUGUGUAUAUCUUCAUUGGAGUUUAAAUAUCAAUCCUUAGUUAUAUUCAUCAUGGCUUAUUUUGCUCAUGCUUCCUUGAGAAAUAUCUUCAGUAUAAAAUGGUGUGAUAGUUACUGCAGAGUAACUUGCAACUUCCAAAAGCCUAAAUGGAGAUGUGUGUGACCAUGGUAAUUGAUGAAUCAUCUUCCUGGCAUAGAACUGGAAUAUCCUAUGUUUCUGAAAUGCAACCUGCUUGAAAUUUCCCAGAAUUUUAAUCUUGUGCUCGAUGUUCUGAGGAUCUUGGACAAGUACCCUGACAUUCUUCUGUGGCUUUGUGUAGGACCACAAACCAGAGGAACUGGAGUACAGUAAAGCAUCAUUUAAAUACAAGGCACAACUGCUUUUCAAUGGAAAGUGCAGAGAUUAAUCAGCCACUCGAUGGGGAUUAACAGUGGAGCACCUCUUUGUGUCGCCUUUCCACCUCUGUGUAGCACGAAUAACAACUUCAGCACUUCUUCAAUAAUAAUUAUGAAACUGGUAUUAACUGAAUGGCAAUUAUGGAUUUUUAACUCUAACUCACAGUAAACCAGCAAGCCAUAUGUUGAAAUUCUUACCAAAUAGCUUUUCAUUCUUAAUGUCUCGUAUCUCUACAAGAAGUUGCAAGAUACCUGUUUGUACAAAAGGAAUAUAAGCAUUACUUGCCUGAGGAACAGAAGCUGAUAGAGAAGACACCCUAACUUGUUCGUGGAGUUAUGGUAGUAUUAUUUAUAUAGAUUUAACAAAUAUAUAUAUUUUUUAUGGUAAUGAAAAUGGCUCCUCAGAAUGCUGACUCGGAAUCUAUGCAAGUUCAAGAUCUACCUGUGGCACAGCUUCAGAAACCAGAAAACAAGGAGAAUGAAAGUAGGGAGGAGACCAUUAGUGAAGGAUCCAUAGACCGGAUACCGAUACGCCUGUGGGUGAUGCAUGGUGCAGUAAUGUUUGGCAGGGAGUUUUGUUAUGCCAUGGAGACAGCUUUGGUAACACCUGUAUUGUUACAAAUUGGUCUUCCUGAACAAUACUACAGCCUCACUUGGUUCCUCAGCCCUAUCCUGGGCUUGAUCUUCACUCCGCUCAUAGGUUCGGCCAGUGACCGCUGCACGCUGAGCUGGGGCCGCCGGCGGCCUUUUAUCCUUGCUCUCUGCAUUGGUGUCCUCUUUGGAGUUGCACUUUUCCUUAAUGGCUCUGUGAUAGGUCUGGCUAUUGGUGACGUCCCGGACAAGCAGCCCAUUGGAAUAGUUCUCACGGUGCUUGGGGUUGUGGUGUUGGACUUCUGCGCCGAUGCAACCGAAGGGCCAAUUCGGGCCUACUUGUUGGACGUGGUGGACAGUGAAGAACAAGACAUGGCCCUGAACAUCCAUGCAUUUUCAGCUGGUCUUGGAGGAGCAAUUGGUUAUAUGUUAGGAGGGUUGGACUGGACACAGACCUUCUUGGGUAGCAUUUUUAAAUCUCAAGAGCAAGUCCUUUUUUUCUUUGCAGCCAUUAUUUUCUCUGUCUCCGUUGCUCUCCACCUUUUCAGCAUUGAAGAAGAGCAAUAUAACCCUCAGCAGGACAGGAUUGAUGACGAAGGAGACACACUUUCCAGUGCCAAAUUCAGUGGCAGUCUCCCCCCUCUGAAUCGGCUGAAUGUAAUUAGUGAGGAAGAGCCGUACGGAGCUUCCAUGUUCCACGAUGAGGUUCAGUCAGAGCAUGACCUCAAUUUGGAGUUCCUUGAAGUGAACAUUGUGAGAAGCAAGAGUGACUCAGUUCUGCACAUGCCUGAUGCCACAUUGGAAAUUGAAUCGGAACUGCUUUUCCUGCAUGACAUCGAACCCUCCAUUUUUCAGGAUGCUUCAUAUCCAAACACUCCCCACAACACGAGCCAGGAGAUCAUGAAGUCCAAGCUCAACCACCUGUCUGCUUUCCUCAGGGAGAAUGAGAAGGAGGAGGAAAUGUUGCUUGAUAAUCGUUUAAAUGAAGAUAAAGUCCCGAACAUCAAUGGCUCCCUACCAAAGGAGUUCCUCAACGGCCAUGCCAGAAUAGGCAUGAAGCAAUCCAGCACUUCCAACUCCAUGCGGCGGCGCAGGCACAUGUUCUACCGGCAGCCGUCCUACACCUUCUCGUACUACGGCAAGAUCGGCUCCCACCGGUACCGCUUCCGCCGCGCCAACGCCAUCGUCCUCAUCAAGUCCUCGCGCAGCAUGAACGACAUCUACGACAUGCAGAAACGGCAGCGGCAGCGCUGCCGGCACCGCAACCAGAGCGGCACCACCAACUCCAGCGGGGACACGGAGAGCGAAGAGGGCGAGACCGAAACCACCGUCAGGCUCUUGUGGCUGUCGAUGCUAAAGAUGCCCAAGGAGCUGCUGAGGCUGUGCGUCUGCCACCUCCUGACUUGGUUUUCCAUCAUCGCUGAAGCUGUGUUCUAUACGGAUUUCAUGGGACAGGUCAUCUUCCAGGGCGAUCCAAAGGCCCCUUCAAACUCGACCGAGCUGCACGCCUACAAUGCUGGGGUUCAGAUGGGAUGCUGGGGGCUGGUGAUUUAUGCUGCUACUGCUGCUGUUUGUUCAGCCUUGUUGCAGAAAUACUUGGACAACUACGACCUUAGCAUAAAAGUGAUCUACAUCCUGGGCACGCUGGGUUUUUCCCUUGGCACUGCAGUGAUGGCCAUGUUCCCCAACGUGUACGUCACCAUGAUAAUGAUCAGCACGAUGGGAAUAGUCUCCAUGAGCAUCUCCUACUGCCCCUACGCUCUUUUGGGACAAUACCAUGAGAUAAAACAGUACAUUCACCACAGCCCUGGGAACUCGAAGCGAGGGUUUGGCAUCGACUGCGCCAUCCUGUCGUGUCAGGUUUACAUCUCCCAGAUCCUGGUGGCCUCGGCGCUCGGCGGCGUGGUGGACAUGGUCGGCACGGUCAGAGUCAUCCCCAUGGUGGCUUCGGUGGGAUCCUUCCUGGGUUUUUUGACAGCGACUUUCUUGGUGAUUUAUCCCGAAGUCAACGAAGAGCCAAAGGAAGAGCCGAAGGGACUGGGUCCUCCAGAGACAGCCGAGAGCAGCGGCGCGGGUGCGGAGAAGCCGACGGUGCUGAAGCUGACGCGCAAAGGAGCCGCGGCGGCAGAGCCGGAGGGCGAGUCAGCCGUGUGAGGCCACCGACGCUGUUCACCCACAUUCCAAGGAGUGCAGGUGCAGGAUCAAGAACUUUUGUUGUGGUUUUUUUUUUUUUCCAGGAAAGCAAAUUAGGACCUUCACUACUUGUAGCUAAAAUUUGCAGAAGAAAAGGCAGUUUCAUGCAAAAAUGUAAAUGAAAUUCUGUAGUCCUUCCUCUAGGUUUGAGCAGGUCGCUCUGAUGCUAAUUGCUUUCUCUACAACUUAGAAAUGUCAUUUCUGAACACUUUUUUAUUAAGAAUACAUUUAGAUUUCAAAUAAGUUUUAUUAAUCUGCAUGAGACUCACAGUGUAUACAAUUAGCAGUUAGAAAAAUUAAGUUUUCAGCUGUUUUUAAACUAACAGAAAAUGGAAGCUAUCUCGACCUAUAGUCUCUUGCCAUUUUUUUGUCUGAACAUUUCAGAUUUCACUAUGCUUAGACAUCAAUCGAUUUUUUUCACGAGCAUGAUAUUACUGGUCUGACAGCUACGUUAAUUUUAGACUUCAUGUUUUUGUUAGUGCAAUUACUGCAGACUCCUUUUAUUUGCAAUUAUUUUCAAGGAAAAAAAAAGCAAUUACUGCAGUUUCUAAGAAACUGCUGUGAAUUCUUUUAGUCAUACUAUUCACAGCCACUCCCAAAUCUGCUGCUUGUCAGGAGAGGGUGACACUGGGUGCUGGAUGUCAGCUGUAGAUGGAAGGAGCAGCAGCUGGGAGAGGUGACCAGCACUCACAGGUUUCUUUAUCACAAGUGCUGCAUUUUAUGAAUGUCGUUGGAACACGCUGUGACAAUUUUUAGCUGAGAGUUUCACGUGCUGGUGAACUCGGGGGUUUUCUCAGCAUUUAAACCUGAUCAUCUCUGGAUGAAGCUGCCGUGGAGAAAGGGCAUCUCUGGGGUCAGCUUUGUGGAAGGGGGCGUGCGGAUUCUCUUCCGUAGGGAAAGGAAGUCAUUGAUUAAUUGCACUUUUUAUGAUCCUUUAACCUCCUGGCUGGGAAUGCAGCAGCCGAGGUAAAGGCACGGGGUCAGUACAACAAGAAGAACCCAAGGCCUACCUCCGUCACUUUAUGGCAUAGUCUGGGUGUACAAAAAUCUGUGUCAGAAACAGUUUUUAGGCCUUAAAAUUCAAAUGUUGCUGUUCCAGUCCCUGUGUUGGAGGAAUUGUAGGCCAGAGCUCUUCUGAGCUGCCGUACCAAUGUUGUCAGCAUAUCCUCCAUGUCUCCUUCUGUGAUUCAGGACACAGCUGCAGUGCAAAGAUACUUUUCUGGAAAGAGGUUCAAAGAGUUACACUAACUUGAUUUAAAAUAGGUUUGGAUCAUUAUCCAGCAGCCAUUUAAAGCAACUUUCGAAACUUGUGUUUCACAAACUUCCAAUUGUCAUUUGUAAGACAUAUUUGUGAUGUGAUGUUGACUCAUUUUGGUUUGGGCCCUCCAGGCUGCCUCAAUUCGUGUGCUGGACAGGCAAACACAGCACAGUGUGAGAUUCCUGCUGCCUCAAACUUCUCCUCCUCCAAGACUUGCAAAUGCCUGUGUCAAUCAUGCUGCAAUCCAGGCAUUCAGACAAAGAAGCUAUAUUUCAAUAUGAAAAGCAGUUUUUAAUGAAUUACUUGAAUUGUCAAUGUUUUUGAGAAAUGGAUGUUUGGGUGUAUUUGUAGGUGGCAUCCGUGGGUUUCUCUGAAGGCUUCCAGUCAAUGCCUAUGGCCUCUGCUAUCAAGGGUGAUGAUGUUUUUAGGCUGGUGACAUCACAGAGCACUGAAGUACAUGUAAUCACACAGGACUUGGGUAUUUCUUUUUCCAAGUGUCUUGAGAAAGUCUUUUUUUUUUUUCCUAUGGUGAAUAUUUUUUUAUGUAGAACAUGUACUGUAAACUGUGUUCAGCCAGGGGAGCAAUACUACUGAAGAGUGUGAGACCUUACUGAAGAAAGCAGUUGUGAGAAAUUCUGCCGUGAAUUUUAUCAUCUCAGUUACAUUUAAUAUAUUCUGGUGAUGUUCAUGUGUGAGAGACAAGUGUUGUGUUUCACCCCAGAACUGGCAUUCAUGUAAGUUACAUGCUGAGUUACACAUUUUAAAGUGGCUUUAAUAUUUUAGUUUUGAAGCUCCUUGAAGAUUCUGCUUUUGGUUAAAUAACCACUGUCAAGUAUUCCUUUUUUUAAUCUCUACUGCUGGAAAGGUUCUUCAACAAAGGUUCUUCUUUUAAAAACCUGCAUCUUCUGACUGGUGCCAGCCUUACCUUUUUCCCAAGGGUUCCAUGGACCAGCAUGGAUCAAAUCUCCAUUACUCCACAUUGCACUUUCUAAGCCAAGAUCUCUUUCACUGCACCGUCACACCGACCAAGUAGCUGCAGAGAGGGUGGAGAGGCUGAAAGUCCCUCUGACUUCAGAUCUCACAGAGGGAACAUGAAACCAUUUUAGGAGUGAGCUCACCCAUGUUUAUGGAGCUUUCUCAGCCAGAGAAGGGCAAGGAGGGAGGAAGGACCUUUCAUUUGGAACCCAGAGGCUUCAAGCAAGGGCAGGGCAGGGCCAGUUUUGUCACAGACAGUGUUUGGCAUGGCUUCAUUUCUAAGAACUGGAUGUUAAAAUCUGUGCUUGGAGUUGUUCAUGGGGCUCAUAACACAGGAAUACGCACGCUGCCACAGCAGGAAGCUGAUUUCACUCCCUGGUAAGGGCAAAGGAAAUAAUUAUUCACUGUAAAUGCACUGAAGUUUUUGUAGUGUUGCCAGAAGAAUUAACGUGGGGAGCCCCAGCCAAAGCAUCUCCUCCUGUCCUUGGGCCAGCCUGGGAAACCCCCACACUGGCUUCACCCCCUGAGGUCUCCCAAGGGCUUUUCCUCAGAUGUGAAAGUCAUCUUCUUAGCCCCAAACACUGCUCAGUGUAGAGUGGGCAAUGAUUUAUUUCUUCAUCUGUCCCUUACUUUAUCUUUUCAUACAGAAAUGAUUUUUUUUUGGCCAUAAUUAAAGUAGUACAGGUUUAUGUGUUUGUUGCAGAGCUUGUGGAAAGAGAAGUUAUAGGUGGCUUUUUUCAUUACUCCUGGUGACAACUAACAUUUUUUGUUUGUAUUCCUGUCUAGUUGAAGUCGUCCCAUUGCACCAUUAGUGUAGUAGGACUAAGGUUUAGGGGUUCAAUUCUGUGUUGUUCAAUACUAUAAACAAUUUUACCAUGUUCUGCUGCAGUGAUGUGUGACUGAGGCACUGCUGGUGCUCAGACCCUCAAGGGCUGGGGUCCAUCAGCUGCACAUCUUGAGAUGUUUCAUGUGAGAGCAGAGGAGCUUUAACUUUCACCCCUUAGAAAGGUGGAGUGUGGGUUUGGCCCUGUUGGGUAAUUCCAUGAGUCCAGUGCUGUUUGUGGACAGCAAUUUCAGACUCCAGAAGCAAUAAUUUCUUAGUUUCUCUUAGUUUCUCUUCCUGCUGGUUUGAUGACUUUCAUAGAGAUUUAUUGCCUAAAUAGCCUUUUAAUAACACAAAUAUGGUGUUUUGCUGACGUUGGCUGUAAGUAGUUGUGGAAAGACAGGGAUUGCUCAUUAUCAGGAAGGAGGAGGCCAGUAAAUCCAACAGAGGUUUGUGCUCUUGAAACACACAGUGUCCUUUUCCCCUUUCAUUUGGAGCCUUUUUCUAGGCUCUGAAAUAUUCCCAGCACAUCAGUGCCGAUGCUGGCACUCAGACCCCAGGAUGGAAGAGGUUGCUUGAGGUUUUCCUCAUAGGCAAGGACUGAGUCUUUCUUAUCCCUCUCCCACCUCAUCUGAACCCCCCAGCACUUGGAAUGACAGCAGCAACCACGGUGCUUUUAGCCAGGUACCUCAUUAAAACCUCGCUUCCAUCGUGAAGAACAUGUCCCCUGCCCUUGGUCCGGGAUGAGCUUGGCUUCCUCCAGCAUCCACCACGAAAAGCAGGAUUUUCCUGGCUGCCAGAUCUCAUGGCCGUGCAGGUUGAGGUCACAUCUAUGAGUAAAGGUAGAAAAAGUCACACUUUGUUCCUGGGAGAGCUGACACAUCUGGGCAGGAGGGAAGCGCAGGAGGCAGGUGCUGAGAUUUGGGGGUUUUUAGGGAUGUGUGUGUGUGUCUGUACCUCUGUGUUUGUACAUUUCCAGACACACUGCUCAGGCCAAAAUACCUUUGGGGGUUGUGUGUUGCUGUCACCGUACUCCACAAUGUUUUCAACUGAGUUCUUCCAGGUUUCCCUCAUCCAAGUCCGAUGCAAGACAAGCUCAGCUAUAAAUAUGUAUCCUAUUCAAAUGAACAAAUGAACUCCUGCAUGAUAUUCCAAGCACAUGUAGCAGCUUCGGCAUCUAAAGUGUCUGUUGUGAAAGAGAAGUUGGUUUUCUUUGCAGCUGUUUUGUCCUCAUUUCCUUUGAAUAGGCCAAAUAAAUGUAAUGGACACCAAAUAUUGCACAGAAAUGUUAUUGAUGACUGUGUGGAAGAAAUACCAAAUUUUAUUUUUCUUUGCAGAAACUUUAUGGUUCCAGAGAGUCCUUUAGCUGUUUUCCUUCCUUAAAUGACAAAGCUGAACGUUUGUAAAGCACGUCACAAAAUGGUCAUUUGGAAAAAGUGGAGCUACCCAAAGUUUUCUCCUUGUCAUGUUGCAUCCAAAGGAGCUGCAGCAGCUCAAACACCAACUGGGGUUUGAAUUUGAGGCUCAGCAGAUCAGAAACUGCCUUAGAAAACAAAAAAAAGGCUCAAUUCCUUUUCCUGGCAUGGCCCUCGCACCCAGUGAUCUGCUCAUUAAGGUGUUCCAGGUUUUCCUGUUGUUUAAAUUCAAAUCACCUCCUGGAAAACCAGUUUGGUUUGGCUCCUCAACCCGAGCAGCUUCACCUGAAUUUCCACCUCAGCUUCCCUCACCCCUGGGAGUACAAGGGGUGCCCAGGAGGGGCAAAUACAUCCCCCAUCCAAAGAGAGCAUCUGCUGUAAUUAAAGGGCUUUUGAUGCCCUUGUGACCUGCUAAAAUUUUAAGGAAAAUGCAGAGCAUGGUUCAAUUUGACCUGCUCCGGCACAUUUAUUCUUAAAUUUGGAAGUUUGGGGUGAAGCUCUGGAAACAUUUAAUCAAACUCAGUGUCACCUUAUUUACUGUGCACCUACUCAGUCCUUAGCGACAGCCAAAUUGUAAUAAAUUACCCCAAAAUCCAGACUUUUCUCUCAACAAAUUGGCAGUUUCCAAUGUGAAUUUGUUUUGCCUGAUGUAACAUGAACACUAAGCCCUUUAAGUAGCCAAAUGACCAGCUAAUUUUAAAUGCCUCGUAUUACUAGAAAGCUGCAUAUAGGCAUCUCAUAGCGGGGAAAAAAUUAAAAAAUAAAAAAAAAAGAAAAAAGAGAAUAUUUAGUUCCUUUGUGAACUGGCCAUAUGACAACUACUUUUUUAUCAACUUAUUAAGUUGGGGCACUAUAAUAGCUCUUGCUGAGUUUAGCAAUGUUUAUAAGCAUGUGUUAAACACAUAAUGUUGUUUUAUGAGGAAAAAGGGAUAAAGAAAAGUGAUGUCACAGAUGAAUGUUUGAGUGCGUAGAUGGCAUAAUGUAUGUAUGAUUUUUAUUUCUACACUGUUGAGCUUAUUUUCUGUUUAAAGGUUAAAAAAUUGUUGCAUGAGAACUGUUUUAUUGUGUUCUGCACUUUCUGUUCUUUUUGUAUAAUCUUGAUUUUUUUUCAUUUAUGCAUAGAAAAGAAAGAAAUCAGUUUAGAAAUAUUCUACUCCACGAGACAUUGUGUUCCAAUCUGUUGUUCCGAAGUUCGAUCUUAAUAAACAUUUCAGUAAGAGUUGG